Messenger RNA from Homarus americanus (American lobster), 720 nucleotides. RefSeq names its product proline-rich receptor-like protein kinase PERK9. The transcript has a single exon. The record is from RefSeq and is a predicted model, not a curated record. Bases 1 to 720 code for a protein of 239 amino acids. Lineage: Eukaryota; Metazoa; Arthropoda; Malacostraca; Decapoda; Nephropidae.
AUGCCUAUAUCAGACCCAAGCUGUCCGCCUCCUACCAGAACCCAAGCUGUCCGCCUCCUACCAGAACCCAAGCUGUCCGCCUCCUACCAGACCCAAGCUGUCCGCCUCCUACCAGACCCAAGCUGUCCGCCUCCUACCAGACCCAAGCUGUCCGCCUCCUACCAGACCCAAGUUGUCCCUUGCCUCUACCAGACCAAGCUGUCACCCCUACCAGACCCAAGCUGUCCACUUGCUCCUACGGGCCCAAGCUGUCCACUUGCUCCUACAGACCCAAGCUGUCCGCCUUGCUCCUACCAGACCCAAGCUGUCACUUACUCCUACAGACCCAAGUUGUCCGCCUCCUACCAGAACCCAAGCUGUGCGCCUCCUACCAGACCCAAGCUGUCCGCCUCUGGGGCCAGCUGUCCACUUACUCCUACCAGACCCAAGCUGUCCACCUCCUACCAGACCCAAGCUGUCCGCCUCCUAGACCCAAACUGUCCGCCUCCCUACCAGACCCAAGCUGUCCACCUCCCUACAGACCCAAGCUGUCCACUUGCUCUCAGACCCAAGCUGUCCGCCUCCUACCAGACCCAAGCUGUCCGCCUCCUACCAGACCCAAGCUGUCCGCCUCCUACCAGACCCAAGCUGUCCGCCUCCUACCAGACCCAAGCUGUCCGCCUCCUACCAGACCCAAGCUGUCCGCCUCCUACCAGACCCAAGCUGCUCUCAGAUUCCUAG